GUGUGUGAAUUUGACCCACUUUUCUCCCCAAUUUCGUGGUAUCCAAUUGUUAGUAGUUACUAUCUUGUCUCAUCGCUACAACUCCCGUACGGGCUCGGGAGAGACGAAGGUCGAAAGCCAUGCGCCCUCCGAAACACAACUCAACCAAGCCGCACUGCUUCUUAACACAGUGCGUAUCCAACCUGGAAGCCAGCCGCACCAAUGUGUCGGAGGAAACACCGUGCACCUGGCGACCUUGGUUAGCGUGCACUGCGCCCGGCCCGCCACAGGAGUCACUAGUGCGCGAUGAGAUAAGGAUAUCCCUACCGGCCUAACCCGGACGACGCUAGGCCAAUUGUGCGUCGCCCCACGAACCUCCCGGUCGCGGCCGGCUGCGACAGAGCCUGAGCGCGAACCCAGAGUCUCUGGUGGCACACUGGGCCACUGCGCCACCCGGGAGGCCCAAAUAAUGUUUUAUUUACGUAUGGUUGUAGUAGGUUACAUAAGCCAGUGGGAUGAAUGUGAUUCGUGGGGGUGUAAUUAGUUUGAGAGUUUGACGCCUCAACCAGCCUGCACCCACAGCACCACAUAAAGGUGGUGUGAAAUUGCUCCAAAAGGAAUAUUUAUAGCAGAUCUAACAUGCUGCUUAUACAACACGUACUGAGACACAACACAAGUUUCAUUUCAAACAAUUAGCAUUGGUAGGUUCUGUUACCGCCAUUCAAAGCGGCACUGGAUAGUAAAGGGUCUGCUCGUCAUUGCAGAUGGAUACCGUGUCCAGGAGGCAUAACAUUGGAGGAAAUGUUGAAGUAGAUGAGAAACUACCUGAACUUGUCCAAUUGGUCAAAGCAACCAUUCUGGACAGUGUUUACACCCCCAAAUCAAAUAAAAGAUGGCGCCAGAGGGGAUUUCUGCUGUUUUAUGGGCUCUUAACCAACCAUGCUAUUUAUUUAAAAAAAAAUGUGUAACUUAUUUUGUACAUAAUGUUGCUGCUACUGUGUCUUAAGACCGAAAAGAGCUUCUAGAAAUCAGAACAGCUAUUACCUUAAACUUGACUAAGAAUUUCUCUUUAAUGAGCCGGACGAGAGGGAUUUACUCCAGACACCCGAACAGGCCCUCAUCCCCGUCAUUCGAUAAUUUCAGCAUGUUAAAUGUGCAACCAGAGGGAAAGAACUCUAGAUCACCUUUACUCCAAACAGAGACGCAUACAAAGCUUUCCCUUGCCCUCCAUUUGGCAAAUCUGACCAUAAUUCUAUCCUCCUGACUCCUGCUUACAAGCAAAAAUUAAAGCAGAAAGCACCAGUGACUUGGUCAAUAAAAAAGUGAUCAGAUGAAGCAGAUGCUAAGCUACAGGACUGUUUUGCUGUCACAGACUGGAACAUGUUCCAGGAUUCUUCCGAUGGUAUUGAGUACACCACAUCAGUCACUGGCUUCAUCAAUAAGUGCAUCGACAAUGUCGUCCCCACAGUGACUGUACGUACAUACCCCAACCAGAAGCCAUGGAUGACAAGCGACAUCCACACUGAGCUAAAGUGUAGAUCUGCCGCUUUCAAGAAGCAGGACUCUAACCCGGAAGCUUAUUAAAAAAAAUCCCACUAUGCACUCUGACGAACCAUCAAACGGGCAAAGCAUCAAUACAGGACUAAGCUCUAAUCGUACUACACCGGCUCUGAUGCUCGUCGGAUGUGGCAGGGAUUGCAAACUAUUACAGACUACAAAGUGAAGCACAGCUGAGAGCUGCCCAGUGACACGAGCCUACCAUACAACCUAAACUACUUCUAUGUUUGCUUCAAGGCAAGUAACACUGAAACAUGCAUGAGAGCUUUAGCUGUUCUGGACAACUGUAUGAUCACGCUCUCCGUGGCCAAUGUGAGCAAGACCUUUAAACAGGUCAACAUACACAAGGCCGCAGGGCCAGACGGAUUACCAGGACGUGUACUCCGAGCAUGCGCUGACCAACUGGCAAGUGUCUUCACUGACAUUUUCAACCUGUCUCUGUCUGAGUCUGUAAUACUAACAUGUUUCAAGCAGACCACCAUAGUCCCUGUGCCCAAGAACACUAAGGUAACCUGCCUGAAUGACCCGUAGCACUCGCGUCUGUAGCCAUGAAGUGCUUUGAAAGUCGGGUCAUGGCUCACGUCAACACCAUUAUCCCAGAAACCCUAGACCCACGAAUUUGCAUACCGCCCCAACAGAUCCACAGAUGAUGCAAUCUUCAUUGCACUCCACACUGCCUUUCCCUCCCGGACAAAAGGAAUACCAAUGUGAGAAUGCUAUUCAUUGACUACUGCUCAGUGUUCAACACCAUAGUGACCGCCAAGCUCAUUACUAAGCUAAGGACCCUGGGACUAAAUAUCUCCCUCAGCAACUGGAUCCUGGACCUCCUGAUGGGCCUCCCCCAGGUGGUAAGGGUAGGUAACAACACCUCAGCCACUCAGAUCCUGAACAUGGGGGCCCCUCAGGGGUGAAUGCUCUGUCCCCUCCUGUACUCCCUGUUCACUCAUGACUGCACGGCCAGGCACGACUCCAACACCAUCAUUAAGUUUGCUGAUGACACAACAGUGGUAGGCUUGAUCAACGGCAAGACCGCUUAUAGGGAGGAGGUCAGAUGCCAGGACAACAACCUCUCAACAUGGUCAAGACUAAGGAGAUAAUUGUGGAAUACAGGAAAAGGAGGACUGAGCACACCCCCAUUCUCAUCGACAGGGCUGUAGUAGAGCAGGUUGAGAGCUUUAAGUUCCUUGGUGUCCAUAUCACCAACAGCCAACAUGGUCCAAGCACACCAAGACAGUCGAAGAGGGCAUGACAAAACCAAAUCCAGCGGUUGUACGUUUGCCAAAAGAUUUGGCAUGGGUCCCCAGAUACUCAAAAGGUUCUACAGCUGCACCAUCGAGAGAAUUCUGACUGGUUGCAUUACUGCCUGGUAGCAACUGAGGUUGGAGGCCGAGCAAGGCCCUACAGAGGGUAGUGUGUAUGGCCCAGUACAUCACUGGGGCCAAGCUUCCUGCCAUCCAUGACUUCUAUACUAGGCGGUAUCAGGAAGGGCCUAAACAUUGUCAAAGACUCCAGCCACCCUAGUCCAUAGACUGUUCUCUCUGCUACCGCACGGCAAGCGGUACUGGAGCGCCUUGUCUAGGUCCAAGAGGAUUCUUAACAGCUUCUACCCACAAGCCAUAAGACUACUGAACAUCUAAUCAAAUGACCCACCGUGAUGCUGAAACAUUGGUAUUUUACCCAAUAAAUUCCUGGGAGUGUGUGUGCGCGUGACUGUUUUUCUCUAUUUUAGUUUGUUUUCUGUUAGUCAGCACUACAUUAUUUAAUUUUCUCUGGGGGUGUUCCAGCUAAUGUUUUUUAUUAGGUAUAGUUAGCUAACACAGGUUGUCCCGUUCUAGAUGCUGUACCAGUAGAGGAGGAAAAAAAGAUCACCUUACAUGCAACAGAUUUUUGAGUGGCAGAUUAUUGAGUGGCAGGGAGGUGUGUGUGUGUAGACAGCCUGUUCAAAUCAAAUGUAUUUAUAUAGCCCUUCUUACAUCAGUUGAUAUCUCAAAGUGCUGUAUAGAAACCCAGCCUAAAACCCCAAACAGCAAGCAAUACAGGUGUAGAAGCACAGUGGCUAGGAAAAACUCCAAAAGAAAGGCCAAAACCGAGGAAGAAACCUAGAGAGGAACCAGGCCAUGAGGGGUGGCCAGGCCUCUUCUGGCUGUGCCGGGUGGAGAUUAUAACAGAAGAUGGCCAAGAUGUUCAUAAAUGGCCAACAUGGUCAAAUGAUAAUAAUCAUAGUAGUUGUCGUGGGUGAAACAAGUCAGCAUCUCAGGAGUAAAUGUCAGUUGGCUUUUCAUAGCCGAUCAUUGAGAGUAUCUCUACCUCUCCUGCUGUCUCUAGAGAGUUGAAAACAGCAGGUCUGGGACAGGUAGCACGUCCGUCCGGUGGACUGGGGACGCAAGGAGUCUUCAUGCCAGGUAGUCCUGAGCGAGAGUAAAUUCAAUUCCCACCGGAUAAGACAGGAGAAGUACUCCAGAUAUAACAGACUGACCCUAGCCCCCGAUGCAUAAAUACUGGAGGCUGAGACAGGAGGGGUCAGGAGGCACGGCCCCAUCCGAUGAGAUCCCUGGAUAGGGCCAAGCAGGCAGGAUAUAACCCCACCCACUUUGAAAAGCGCAGCCCCCACACCACUAGAGGGAUAUCUUCAACCACCAACUUAACAUCCUGAUACAAGGCGGACUAUAGCCCACAAAGAUCUCUGCCACGGCACAACCCAAGGGGGGCGCCAACCCCAGGAAGAUCACGUCAGUGACUCAACCCACUCAAGUGACGCACCCCUCCUAGGGACGGCAUGGAAGAGCACCAGUAAGCCAGUGACUCUGCCCCUGUAAUAGGGUUAGAGACAGAGAAUCCCACUGGAGAGAGGGGAGACGGCAAGGGCGGUUCGUUGCUCCAGAGCCUUUCCGUUCACCUUCACACUCCUGGGCCAGACUACUAAUAUGACCGACUGAAGAGAUGAGUCUUCAAUAAAGACUUAAAGGUUGAGACCGAGUCUGCGUCUCUCUCAUGGGUAGGCAGACCAUUCCAUAAAAAUUGAGCUCUAUAGGAGAAAGCCCUGCCUCCAGCUAUUUGCUUAGAAAUUCUAGGGACAGUAAGGAAGCCUGUGUCUUGUGACCGUAGCGUACGUGUAGGUAUGUACGGCAGGACCAAAUCGGAAAGAUAGGUAGGAGCAAGCCCAUGUAAUGCUUUGUAGGUUAGCAGUAAAACCUUGAAAUCAGCCCUUGCCUUAACAGGAAGCCAGUGUAGAGAGGCUAGCACUGGAGUAAUAUGAUCAAAUUUUUUGGUUCUAGUCAGGAUUCUAGCAGCUGUGUUUAGCACUAACUGAAGUUUAUUUAGUGCUUUAUCCGGGUAGCCGGAAAGUAGAGAGGACAAACCAUUCACAGAGACAAACUGUUAUCUUUCCGACAGAUAAGAUCUAAACCAGGCCAGAACUUGUCCAUGUAGACCAAUUUGGGUAGUCUAACCUAGAAGUAACAAAAGCAUGGAUUAAUUUUUCUGCAUCGUUUUUGGACAAAGUUUCAGAUUUUUGCAAUGUUACGUAGAUGGAAAAAAGUUGUCCUUGAAAUAGCCUUGAUAUGUUCGUCAAAAAAGAGAUCAGGGUCCAGAGUAACGCUGAGGUCCUUCAGUUUUAUCUGAGACGACUGUACAACCAUUAAGAUUAAUUGUCAGAUUCAACAGAAGAUGUCAUUGUUUCUUGGGACCUAGAAGAAGCAUCUCUGUUUUGUCCAAGUUUAAAAGUAGAACGUUUGCAGCCAUCUACUUCCUUAUGUCUGAAACACAGGCUUCUAGCGAGGGCAAUUUUGGGGCUUCACCAUGUUUCAUUGAAAUGUACAGCUGUGUGUCAUCCAAAUAGCAGUGAAAGUUAACAUUAUGUUUCCGAAUGACAUUACCAAGAGGUAAAAUAUAUAGUGAAAACAAUAGUGGUCUUAAAACGGAACCUUGAGAAACACCGCAAUUUACAGUUGAUUUGUCAGAGGACAAACCAUCCACCGAGACAAACUGAUAUCUUUCCAACAGAUUAGAUCUGAACCAGGUCUGAACUUGUCCGUGUAAACCAAUUUGGGUUUCCAAUUUCUCCAAAAGAAUGUGGUGAUCGAUGGUAUCAAAAGCAGCACUAAGGUUACUUGUGUAUCUUUGAUGGAUUCGUUUGAGCAGAUCUCGAGUUGAAUAUUUUGGGUGUACAAUUCUAGAUUUGGUCUUCAUAGUUUAAAAAAAUACAACUCGAGAUUUGGCGAAAAGGUCAAGAGGCGUAAAUCUACAAAGUGAAACAAACCUGUCGAUUCAUUGUAUGUGUGUAGUUGGUCAGGUAUACGUUGGUGUACUGUAUAUUGUUCAUGUCAUUCUGGCACGACAUAACUGACUACAUCACCCACUGAGCUCAAAUCUCAGUUUAAAUCCUCUCAUGUGUGCACCUUGAACAGCUGCCUCCUAACCCUCUUCUCCCCUCCUAACCCUCUUCUCCCCUCCUAACCCUCUUCUCACACCACGUUCAUCAGGGCUGCACUUGUGUUUUUUCUGAGAGGCUCGGAUGCCCUGGCUGGAAAUGGCUCCCUUUCUAUUUCUGCAGGCCAAUGAAGCCCUGCAUCACCAGCACCAGGUGGCCCAGAACAGCUUGCUGCCUCUCCUCCAGUCAGGAGGACCAGAACCUGUGGACCAGAAGCCUGUGAUGCCCAUCCUCUUGGACCAGAAGCCCCCAGUCAGCGUCGCAGAGCUCCUCAAGGACAAUGUGGCCAGUGGAACAGGGGGAGGCGGCGGAGGAGGAGGCAGCGGCGGUGGUCCCGUUGUAGUGGUGAAGAAAGAGCCCAAGUCCAAAACGCCUUUCAUCUGCGGCUACUGCAACAAGGCCUUCCGGGACAGCUACCAUCUCAGACGGCACGAGUCCUGCCAUACGGGCGUCAAGAUGGUGUCUCGUCCCAAGAAGACACAGACGGCACCCACCAUGGUGCCCAUGAUCUCCACAGUGCCACAGCGCGAGAACAGCGGCGGGCAGCCCUCUUACAUCUCCACCAUCGCUGGCAUCCUCACCACGGCCACAACCUCAGCCUCCACGGGCUCCAGCAUCAUGUCUCCCACCAUGGUGCCCCAGCAGCAGCACCAGCAGCACCAUCAUCAUCAGCAGCAGAGCCAGCCCAAGAAGCCUGCCAAGCCAGUGAAGAAGAACCACGGCUGUGAGAUGUGUGGCAAGGCCUUCCGUGACGUCUACCACCUGAACCGUCACAAGCUGUCCCACUCAGACGAGAAGCCCUUUGAGUGCCCCAUCUGCCAGCAGCGCUUCAAGAGAAAGGACCGCAUGACCUACCACGUGCGCUCACACGACGGGGGCGUUCACAAACCUUACAUCUGCUCUGUCUGUGGGAAGGGCUUCUCCAGGGAUAUCGGCAGGGGACAGGGAGAAUGCUGCAGGGGCCAGACGGCACCAGAAGAGAUGGGUCUCCAGUGUAACUCCUGCAGCUCCCAAGGCCAAUGGCCUGACCAUCUAAGCUGUCAUGUGAAGCAUGUUCAUUCCUCAGAGAGACCCUUCAAAUGCCAAGUAACGGCCUGCACCUCUGCUUUCGCCACCAAAGACCGCCUGCGCUCCCACAUGAUCCGACACGAGGGCAAGGUGACCUGCAACAUCUGUGGCAAGAUGCUGAGCGCUGCCUACAUUACUAGCCACCUCAAGACCCACGGCCAGGCCAGCUUCAACAACCCCUGUAAUAAAGGGCUAAGUGACUGGCAGUGGAACCACCACUCAGGGCUACGAAAAGGUGAGUUGACGGUAGGAGAGAUCUUAAAUAACUCGUUCCAAGUCCUUAUGGACAUCUCUCGUUUUCAAGACUCUAACAACGUGCACAACUCCGGCUCAGUGACGCCCGUCACCAACUCUGCCGCCAUCACCUCGGCGAUGAACCGUGGCAACGCCAGCAACCCGGUAACCAUCGCCGCCCAGAUGAACAUCACCACCAGCACGGUCAACAUCACCUCUCCAAUCAACCUGCAGCACCCAGUGACCAUCACUGGGCCCAUGAAUAUAGCCCACCCUGUGGCCAUCACCUCUGGGAUGCCCAUGAAUAUAACCGGGCCGCUUAACAUCGCCAUGCGGCCCAUGGAUAGCAUGCCUUUUCUCUCCCAGGUCCUGCCUUCCUCCCCUCCCUGGUAGUAACCCCUUCCCUGGCCCCUGGUUAGCAUCUCUUUAUCAACCCCUCCCACCUCUCUCCUUCUACCCCCAAACCACCACCUCCUCCCUUACUUUAGCAGACCUUCCUCCUUACUAGGAGUACUAUAGAUGAUCUUGUAGUAGAGCAGAGGUGUAGUAUGGUGGGCUAGCUGGACGCUGUACCUGUCUGUCUGUCUGGCUGCAGUGGGAGCAGCAUGAUGAGAGGUGGACUGGCCAGCCCCUGUAGAUGCUGGUGCAUUUUAUUACCUUUUAAUUGCCGGUAGGAGAACAGUCCUGGAAAUCAUGUGAAGUCUCGGAAGGAGGAAUGGAGGAAUGAUGCUCCACGUGGAAGCCUGACGUAAACAAACAGCGAGUUAUGCCUCGCCUUGCGUCAGAACAUACCUGCACAUUUGGCAUUGGAAUGAAACUGUAACAAACGUAUUGCUGGUAUUAAUGUUUUUAAAUGCUCUCUUACAGAGCAGAUGGUUUUUAUAUUAGUUUUCCUUUUGUUAUUAUUAUUAUAGCCUGCUAAUCAGUAUUUAAUAGUUGUAUGCUUUGUAAGGAGUUAAGUACAGCAAAGGGGACAAAGGCUACCAUUUUGCAGGAUGGUGAUUUUUUUUCUGGAGAGAAAAAUAUCAAAGGCUCAACAGUUCAAUCUUAGGUCAAUGCCUUUGACUGCGUAAGGUGAGCUCUCCCAGGUCCUGAUGCCAUCUCUGGAAAAUGGUCACAUUCUCACUGCUGGUUACUGUAAACCUAUACAUGGUUUUUGUUAGUUUUGUUUUUGGAAUAGUUGUCAGGUGUAUUUUUAGAUGACUUGAUAAAGUAGCCGGAGGACAUUACAGUGGUAAUGUUACAGGAACACAAGGAGGAAAUGUCUCGCACUGAAAGCAUAUCCCCAAGUUAAUGUCCUGAAAACAGCAGUAUUAUUAAGAAUCAAAAUUAGUAGUGUUGGCUGUGAGCCUUGUUAAUGUAGAGGCUAUCAGAGCCACCUAGUGGCACAGUAGACACUAUGCUGAAAAAACAGUCCCAAAGUUCACCUUUUAAAACUUUUAGUGAAAAUAGUUAUGUUGGGAGAGGUUUUGGUAGGGCCAUUUAAUCCCCCCCUCUUUUUAGUUUUUUUUAUUGCAGGUUUAGGAUCUUAUAAAUAUGAACUUCUACUCAGGAACCGUACUGAGAGUAGUCCAGUCUUUUGAUGAGAGUAAAAGGAUCAAUUUAAGGUCAACACGCAACCUUGGUUGACCUUAUACCCAUUCUUUGUAAAUAUUACAACACAAUUAUUUUAUUAUUUUGUCUUUGCCUUUCAAAAAAUGUAAUAAAAGUAGAUAUCCUUCAACACAGGUCAGGGCUGCAAUUACUUUAUCAAUGUCAAUACGACCGUCCAUUGGACUACUUUUGCAUAGUUUACUUCCCAGGUUAGUUUGAGGUUUUUCUGUCGUCUUAGGUCCUUUUUAUUAUAUUACUGUAGAACCAAAACUGCCAUCUGGGGCCCAAGGUGCCCAGAAAGAGAAUGGAAGCAGAGAUGAGAGGCUGUGUCAACUACAUGUGUUCUAGAAUGGUCAAAGAUUAUGGGUCAAGGGUCACAGGGCUGCUUCCUUUCCCAGCCCAGUGCCUACUGGCGCUGCCUAGGCCUAUGUUCAGUACACAGGCCUCUCCCUCAACUGGCAGGAACUCUUUGGAACACGUGUAGCCGGCACGGCGCCGAUGUGAGCCAUUGCCCCAAAAUCAGGCUGUAUGUCAAACUGGUGGACGUUGUUCAGAGACUUCUGCCCUCAUCAGUGGCCUCGUCUUCCCUGUGUCUUGGGAAAGGCAAGAUGUAUGAGGCCUUUGCUAGUAUUGCAUGCAUGCCAACACAGUGCCCCAAGAUAAUUACUCUAAUCUGGUAUGGAGUUGUGGUCUUGUUGGCAUUGGAUUCCCUUUCCAUCGAUGUUGCAUGUGGACGUCUGAGCUCGUCCAAGUUUGGGUUGAGUAAAAAAAGUAAUUAGACUUGACAACUUUUUAAAAAAGAAAACACUACAAACAGAAUAGUUUUGAAGUACGUGUAUGUUUGUCAUUUGGCCUUCCGCAGUGGCCGUAACUAGUGUGCCUGAACUGCUUUACAACAAGACUAUUUCACACCUCUGCUUCCUCUUCUAGAUGUGAUGGACAUAGACUUAGACAACACUAGUUAGUGCCCAAUAGCCUGUUUUAGCAUGGGCAGCGCCAUUGAGGACUUUUUGAAGAAGUCAACUGGAUGGGACUUCCUAUAGGGUUAAGGAAGGAUCACAUAAUUCUAUCCAGGUUUUCAGGUGGGAUCAACCAAUGAAUUAUACUCAUGAGGAAACAUUCCAUAACUGCAGGUGGCAGUAAAUCGCCUACCUUGUUCUAACAACACACUCCAGGUGGCAGUAUGCACCCUUUUAGUUUGUUUGCCAACUCAUAGAAGUAGUAGUAGAAGAAGAAAGUGUACUAUUUCAGAAUUCAAUGGUGCUGCCUCUGCUCUCACAGAUGCCAUAAUGUCUAUGGUGAUGGACUUGUUUUGUGAAGGAAGCCUUAACUAUUCAGAUGGCUAAGAGCUAGACAGCCCCCUCAACCAAAUUGAUAUGUUGUCAUUUUUGGAGGCGGGGAGUAUGGUUUACAUUCAAUUAAGUGUUUUGUAAGCAACAUUCUAAACCGUUAUAAACAUUUUGAAAACAUGUUCUGUAAUCAUUUUUUAAAUAAAGGGCCAUUACUCUUAUGCACCAUCAGUUUCUUUUUAACCAAAUACUUUUAAUUUGUUUACGAUGACACUACAUUUUUUUUUAAAUGCAAUGAUGGUUUUGGGCUUAACUUUGAGUUUUGGAAGAGAAAAGUUGGUCUGAUCUUUCUCAAUUUUCUUUAUGAUUUGGAAGUUCUUGGAGCCCUGUGAAGGCUGAUGAAUGUAUAUCUUUGUACAAAACCAUUUAGUUCAGAGGACAUGUUAGUUAUGGUAGACACAUGCAAGGAAAAAACUUUUUAUAAAUCUUUUUGUAUUAGAACAUUAACAAUGGUAAUUUUGUAUAUACGAAGACUAGGCUUUCUAAUUAGCAUAAAGGUAAACAUUCCUACUUUUUUUUUUUUAUACAUAUGUGUGUCAAGAAUAAUUGUAAACAUAUGCGCAAUGUUUUUAUGUGCCUUUUAUUUGGGUUGUCUAAAUAAAAGAACUAUAAAACAUGA
Messenger RNA from Oncorhynchus nerka (sockeye salmon), 10828 nucleotides. RefSeq names its product vascular endothelial zinc finger 1-like. Gene Ontology annotation, cellular component: nucleus. Gene Ontology annotation, biological process: regulation of transcription by RNA polymerase II. The record is from RefSeq and is a predicted model, not a curated record. Bases 6050 to 7660 code for a protein of 536 amino acids. The transcript is spliced from 8 exons. Gene Ontology annotation, molecular function: RNA polymerase II cis-regulatory region sequence-specific DNA binding; DNA-binding transcription factor activity, RNA polymerase II-specific. NCBI's taxonomy places the organism in Eukaryota, Metazoa, Chordata, Actinopteri, Salmoniformes, Salmonidae.